Messenger RNA from Erinaceus europaeus (western European hedgehog), 2335 nucleotides. RefSeq names its product heat shock protein family A (Hsp70) member 1 like (gene HSPA1L). The transcript is spliced from 2 exons. The record is from RefSeq and is a predicted model, not a curated record. Gene Ontology annotation, cellular component: vesicle; blood microparticle; cytoplasm. Gene Ontology annotation, molecular function: ubiquitin protein ligase binding; heat shock protein binding; ATP hydrolysis activity. NCBI's taxonomy places the organism in Eukaryota, Metazoa, Chordata, Mammalia, Eulipotyphla, Erinaceidae. Gene Ontology annotation, biological process: cellular response to unfolded protein; protein refolding. Bases 92 to 2017 code for a protein of 641 amino acids.
GUUUGCUAAGUGAGCCCCCACCUACAGGGGCUCGGGAAUCAAGCACUGCUAAACUGGAUCAUAGGCAGAACAGGAACAGUCUCAGAAAACUAUGGCAUCUUCUAAGGGAAUGGCCAUCGGCAUCGACCUGGGCACCACCUACUCGUGCGUGGGGGUGUUCCAGCACGGCAAGGUGGAGAUCAUCGCCAACGACCAGGGCAACCGCACCACACCCAGCUACGUGGCGUUCACCGACACAGAGCGGCUGAUUGGGGAUGCGGCCAAGAACCAGGUGGCUAUGAACCCCCAGAACACCGUGUUCGACGCGAAGCGGCUGAUAGGCAGGAAAUUUAAUGAUCCUGUAGUGCAAUCAGAUAUGAAACUUUGGCCUUUUCAAGUCAUCAAUGAAGGAGGCAAACCCAAAGUGAUGGUGUCCUACAAAGGGGAGAACAAAGCCUUCUACCCUGAAGAAAUCUCUUCCAUGGUACUGACUAAGAUGAAGGAGACUGCAGAGGCUUUCUUGGGUCACCCUAUCAGCAAUGCAGUGAUCACUGUGCCUGCCUAUUUCAAUGAUUCACAGCGCCAGGCCACCAAGGAUGCAGGGGUGAUUGCAGGUCUUAAUGUUCUAAGAAUUAUCAAUGAACCCACAGCAGCAGCCAUUGCCUACGGCUUAGAUAAAUCAGGUCAGGGGGAGCGACAUGUCCUGAUCUUUGAUCUGGGUGGAGGCACAUUUGAUGUGUCCAUCCUGACCAUAGAUGAUGGGAUCUUCGAGGUGAAGGCCACGGCAGGCGACACGCACCUGGGUGGCGAGGACUUCGACAACCGGCUGGUGAGCCACUUUGUGGAGGAGUUCAAGAGGAAGCACAAGAAGGACAUCAGCCAGAACAAGCGCGCCGUGCGGCGGCUGCGCACAGCCUGCGAGAGGGCCAAGCGUACCCUGUCCUCCAGCACCCAGGCCAACCUGGAAAUAGACUCCUUGUAUGAGGGUAUUGACUUCUAUACGUCCAUCACCAGGGCGCGCUUUGAGGAGCUGUGCGCAGACCUAUUUAGGGGCACUCUGGAGCCUGUGGAGAAGGCUCUUCGGGAUGCUAAGAUGGAUAAAGCCAAAAUUCAUGACAUUGUUUUAGUAGGAGGCUCCACUCGUAUUCCUAAGGUGCAGAAGCUGCUGCAGGACUACUUUAAUGGCCGUGAACUCAACAAAAGCAUCAACCCUGAUGAGGCAGUAGCCUAUGGGGCAGCAGUGCAGGCGGCCAUCCUGAUGGGGGACAAGUCGGAGAAGGUGCAGGACCUGCUGCUGCUGGACGUGGCCCCGCUGUCGCUGGGGCUGGAGACGGCGGGCGGCGUGAUGACGGCGCUCAUCAAGCGCAACUCCACCAUCCCCACCAAGCAGACACAGAUUUUCACCACCUAUUCAGAUAACCAGCCUGGGGUGCUGAUCCAGGUGUACGAGGGUGAGCGGGCCAUGACACGGGACAACAACCUGCUGGGGCGCUUUGACCUAACUGGAAUCCCUCCUGCACCCCGAGGUAUUCCUCAGAUCGAGGUGACUUUUGACAUAGAUGCCAAUGGUAUUCUAAAUGUUACAGCUAUGGAUAAGAGCACUGGCAAGGCCAACAAAAUCACCAUCACCAAUGACAAGGGCCGGCUGAGCAAGGAGGACAUCGAGCGCAUGGUGCAGGAUGCUGAGAAAUAUAAAGCAGAGGAUGAGAUCCAGAGAGACAAAAUUGCUGCAAAAAAUGCUUUAGAAUCCUAUGCUUUUAACAUGAAGAGUGCUGUGAGUGAUGAAGGCUUGAAGGACAAAAUUAGUGAGUCUGAUAAACAGAAAAUAUUGGACAAAUGCAAUGAGGUCCUUGCAUGGCUGGAGACCAAUCAACUGGCUGAGAAAGAUGAGCUGGAGCAUAAGAGAAAGGAAUUGGAGCAGUUGUGUAACCCAAUAAUCUCCAACCUCUACCAGGGAGGGUGCACUGGCCCUACUUGUGCAACAGGAAACAUACCUGGAAGGGCUGCCACAGGCCCCACCAUUGAAGAAGUAGAUUAAUCUUUUGUGAAACUGGAAGGUUCUGGGGUGCCUCUUAGGUGAAUUUUGUUCCCCUAAUCUUCAAACAUUGCUAUGAUUCUUGAAUUGACUGGACCAUAGUCUCUUAUCACUUCUUUGGGAUUCUAAUGGGAGAAUCUCAUAUAUCAUCUUUUCAUAUUCCCAGCAUCCUGACUCUGAAGUGAGACUCACAGUAAAACUAGUCUCUUCUUUGAACCAUGUGAUGAAUUUGAAGGUUGGCUAUUUAUCUCCAGUAUCCCCAACUUUCUUCCUCCUGUAUGGAUGACUAUUGCCACUCAGUAAAUUUGUUCCUAAAGCAAA